CCUUGAAACAAGAGCGAGAAGGAGGGGAACCCAACAGAAGAAGCAGCAGAAGAAGAAGCAGCAGCAGCAGCAACAACAACAACAACAACAGCAACAACAACAAAGACAAAGACAACAACAACCAUCCAACCAAGCGAUAACUAAGCGUCAAGCCAGACGACCAGCAUGAAAAGAGCGGUGGCAACAUCCCUCCCAUCGGCAGUUCGACGCAGCCACCGCCAUCGCAGUGAUGUAGUGCUCCCAUGGUUUGUCCGCCAGCAGCAAAGCUACCAGCGGUCCUUUGAUUCGAACCACCAUUGGCGGUCGUUUUCGAGCCGAAGCAGCGAUGGCGUCCGCGAUGGAAUAGGCAAGAGAAACACCCACACCCGCAGCAGCAAAAGAAACUACCAGCAGCAACAGCCUAGAAAGAAACAGCACCACUCGAGGAGGGGGAAAGAAGAACAACGCCGGAAGCAUUCGAAUUCGAAGCGCAAAAAUCCCAAACCAGAUACCCCCAUCUUUGAAACCAUCCACCAGGCCCAGGACGCGAUUCAGGAGCUCCUGGACCGGCUUGUCCGAAUCAACGAAAAGGCUGGAGCCGCCCACAAGAUCGAUCCGAUCACGGUGGAAGCGCUGGCCGCGCGGGGUCCUUUGCCGUGGGACAGCCACCACCACGACGCGGCCAACACCGGGGACGGGAUCUGGGGAGAGCGGGCUUUGGUCUACCAGAAAACGCAAGAUUUUCUGGCGGUCCUGGCCCGAUCGGUGAAGGAGCGCCGCCUGUCUCCCUCGCGGAAGCACGGAAAGGAACUGUCCCAGCUGGUCGAGUGCGUCCUGUACGUUUGUGGCCAGCAGGAUCCGCGCUGCCGGGAUGGGGACCACGGAGGCGGCGGCGAGGCCGCAGACCCCUCCGAGCUCGUGGCCUCCGCCCUGGGCGUCCUGGAGGUCGACUGGAACCUGGACGUCGGCCACCGGCACUACGAGCGGGCCAUUGCCGCACUGUGCAACGCGGGAAACUGGGAAUUGGCCGCGCAGCUCUUCGAAAAGCAGAUCGAUCCCAACGCCGGUGGACCCCCCGUCGGGGUGUCGAUCGAAAACCCGCUGGGCCUAUACGCGGUAGCCAUGCGGUGCCGGGCCGGGGAGGGUCGGGAAGCAGAGCAGAGCAUGGUGGCGGAACACGUCAUGGACGCUGUCCAGCGGCUCUCGAUGGUUUCCCCCUCGGACCAGGCCGGUUACGUGCUGGCGGCCGGAACCGCCCUCGGCUUUGCCCACGGCUCGGGGGAGCUCGUGGACUACCAGAGGUCCACGGUGCUGAACCUCGGGAGGCCCUUGGUGGCGGCUUGCCUCCGGGCCUGCUGCCUGGAGGGGGACUACCGGGCCGGCCUCGCGAUCCUCGCGGACGAGGGGAUCCUGGUGGCCCCCGGAUCCAGCCACCCCGAAGAAGAGUGGCAGUGGGGCGGAGCCCGGGACCGCAUGGAUCCCCUCUGCCGCGAUCUGGCGAUUCAGGUCCUUGGUGGCGCCGCGGAAGGGGGGACGGAUGACCAAUUCGGUGAAGGGGGCCCACCGGACGAGCAUCCUUGGCACGGCUCCCGCCUGGCACUGGAGCUCUUUCGGCAGAGCCGUGAGGAAGGCGUCACUAUUAGCAGGGAGGCCCUGGUGGGCGUGGCCCAAGCCUGCGAGCGGGACCAGAACUGGAGGGGCGCCUUCUCUGUUCUGAGGACCGUUUUGGACGAAGAAGAGGCGGCGCAUGCCGCCAAGAGCAGGAGCCCAGACAGCAACAACCAAGAAAGCCAUCCGGCACCGUGGCUGGUUCCGGGAUCCUGGUUAAAGAUUACCGAGCGGGACCAGCUUGCCGAUUCUUCCAUCGAACCCAGCCACCUCCCGUCUCUGGGGUCGUUUUUGGCAUCCGUCAUGAGAAACUGCAACCGGUCGUCGAAUUUUGGAAUGGCCCUCUUUGCGCUCGAAUUGUUUCGGAUCCAGCUCCUCCAAUCCAACGUCGGGGCCAGCGCAGAACCGAGUACCGGCAAGAAGGCUGCCAGCGACACCAAGGGCAACGAUUCCUUGUCACCGGAAGAAGGAAUUCGGCACGUGCUCUUCGAACUGAGUAGGGCGAAUCCGAACGGGAACGACGCGGAACACGAGAUCAUGAUCGCUGGCAUGGUUGCGCUCUGUGGCCUUCGUUGCCACAAACACGCGAUGCAGCUCUACGAAACGACCACAGAAGAGUGGCUGUCCGGUUCGGAAGGCGACCGCGAGGAGAAUGCUUCCGCUGCUGCGGUCUACGGCUACGCUUCGAUGCACCAGGAACGGAGCGGUACGCCCACGGCGGAAUUGGUUCCCUGGGGCGCCGCCCAGAACCACCUGGACCAGCUCUUGGCAGCGGCCGGGCUCGUCAAAACAAUCCGCCGCGAUGCCGGUGACAGCGGUGGCCUUGUUGUGGGGCAGCGCCGCCAGCAGAUGGAAGAAAUCCUGGCGCGGGCCAUGAAUUCCUGUACUGCUGGACACCAACCGGAGCUCUCCCUGUACCUGCUCGAAUGGAUGGAGGAAUGCGUCUUUUCGGAGCCGCCGCAGCAGCAUCAAGCGUUCUUGUACCCGAUGGGCGCCGAGACGGAUCUGUUUGAUAGAGUCGGAUCUUAUCAGGAUUCCGUGACGGCGGAAGCCAUUGUUGCGCGACGAUAUACCCGUGAGUAUGAUGCGGCGAUCGAGCUGUUCGAGGCAACCCUCGAAAAACACACCGACGACGAUUUGAGCCGGUGGGGGAAAACGGUUUCGGCCGGCUUGGCGGCAAUGGUGGCCGGCGGAAGGGGGGACGAUGCGCUGCAAGUGUUCGGUGCCCUGGAUGUGGGCGUGAGGAGCAACGAGUGCUACAACACCGUAGGGCGCUACCUGUCGCGGGUGAAGGACUGGCAGCAGCUCAUCGAUCUCUACGGGGAGGCCACCGCGGAGGGAUGUUCCUCCGAAGAACUCGCCAUGCUAGCAAUGCUGGCGGUAACCUCCACCCGGGUCGAAAACCGGCUCCGGGCCCUGCGGGCCAUCGUGAACGAUUGCGCCUCGAUCGCCGGCGUCGAUCCCAAGCAGUGGACGAUGACCAACUACUGGUCCCUCAAGAAAUCCCUGGGGUUCUAUCACGCCCGCCUGCUGAUGUGGUGGAACGACGAGGACAGGGCACCCCUCGACGAGGUGAACCUUGCUAUCAAGGAAUUCUACCGACAAAAAUCGAAAGGGACGAAGCCCGAGAAUGACGUGCUUCGGGCCAUCGUCUCCGGAGCUGGCAGACACGACUCUCUGGGUCUGGACCACACAGAUGGAUACGAACAGGUACCCCGGUCGGAGGAGGCCUGGAGAUUCCUGCUAAGUGACGUUCGCCGCUCCACGAGGGAUUCCCCCAUCCGCUACGACCCCACGUUCAUCGAUGCCCUGGUGGAGGCGUACAAGAGUCUCGGGAACAGCAAAGACUGCGUCAAUUACGUCUCGGGGUUGCUCAACGCCGGGGGCACCCGACUGAGGCAAACAACCCUCGAGAACGCCAUGGAGGCCGCGCGAUUGGAACAGGCCGAUGGCCUAUACAACGAUGUCCGGAUGCUCCUCUCGGAGGGAACCGAGCACUCCUGAAUCAAUCCAAUCGAGUCGAAUGAAGUAAACAUCGAUCGGAAAUCGGAUAAAUCCGCCCACUUCGGAAGGACAUGUCGCACGAUGAUUCCGAGAACAAAUGGUAAAGCAGCAGAGCGCAUUUAAAACAUCAGUAUUGUUUCGCUGCAUUCGAUGAGUCGAAUGCAUGUAUAGGAAGAAAUUGUUUUAAAAUGC
This is a messenger RNA of Pseudo-nitzschia multistriata, 3783 nucleotides long. NCBI's taxonomy places the organism in Eukaryota, Bacillariophyta, Bacillariophyceae, Bacillariales, Bacillariaceae. The record is from the annotation of a GenBank genome assembly.